Manis pentadactyla (Chinese pangolin) is the source of this 1977-nucleotide messenger RNA. RefSeq names its product leucine rich repeats and IQ motif containing 4 (gene LRRIQ4). Gene Ontology annotation, cellular component: plasma membrane. Gene Ontology annotation, biological process: hormone-mediated signaling pathway. The transcript has 6 exons. Lineage: Eukaryota; Metazoa; Chordata; Mammalia; Pholidota; Manidae. Gene Ontology annotation, molecular function: protein binding. Bases 187 to 1866 code for a protein of 559 amino acids. The record is from RefSeq and is a predicted model, not a curated record.
CAUACCCUCAUAUAUUCUCUUUUGUUUUGACUUCUAGAAAACUCAGAUUCAAGUUAAACCUGCAUUCUGGGUUCUUGACACGUAAACCCUCAGUGAAUAUACUUAAGUUUCCUUGAAGCUGACUCAGGUCAUCUCACUCCCCUGCCUCCCACCCUCAGAUUUUGAAUAUUUGAACUCUCCAUCAAAAUGUCAAAUAACAUAAAAUCAGUAGAACAUUCAUUUAAAAUACAUCAGAAAAACGACCUAGAACAUGUAUCUGAUAGAGUAUUUUUCAUUGAUGCUUCUAAUCGGAGCUUGGCUACCAUUCCAUCGGAGAUCUUAGAAUUAACAGAAUUAGAAGAAGUGCAUCUGGAAAAUAACCAGAUUGAAGAAAUCCCCCAGGAUAUUCAGCAUUUAAAGAAUGUCAGGAUCCUGUACCUGAACAAGAACAAGCUAAGGAAGCUGUCCCCUGAGCUGGGGAAGCUGAACAACCUGGAGGGCUUGGACCUGAGCCACAAUCCCCUCCUGCCGUCGUCCCUUGCUGUCCUCGGCUGCAUUCGCAAGCUGCGGGAGCUCCGCCUCUACGGCACUGCCCUGGGGGAGAUUCCCGUCGUCAUUUGUGAAUUCCUCCACCAUCUCGAGCUGCUCGGACUGACCAGAAACCACCUGAAAUCUCUGCCCAAGGAAACAGUGAACCAGACCAAGCUGAGAGAGAUCUACCUGAAGGAAAAUCAAUUUGAAGUUUUCCCUCUGGAACUCUGCGUUCUGUACAACCUGGAGAUCAUUGACCUGGAUAAGAACAAACUAACGGUCAUUCCAGAAGAGAUUGGGAACCUGACGAAACUGCAGAAGUUCUAUGUGUCUUAUAACAACCUGCCCUUUCUACCCGAGUCGUUGGCCCAGUGUAGCAAACUCUCGGUGCUGGAUUUAUCCCACAACCGCCUGCACUCCCUCCCACAUACCCUCGCUGAGCUUGCGGAGAUGACCGAGAUCGGGCUGAGUGGGAACCACCUGGAGAAGGUGCCGCGCCUCAUCUGCAAGUGGACCUCACUGCACCUGCUCUACCUGCACGACACCAACCUGAGGACACUGUGGCACUCCUUCAGGCAGCUGGUCAACUUACGCUUUUUGGAUCUCAGCCAGAACUAUCUGGAAAUCUGCCCUUUACAGAUCUGUGCACUGAAGAACCUGGAAAUGCUGGCGCUGGAUGAUAACAAAAUACGGCAGUUACCUCCAGAGUUUGGCUCACUUUCAAAACUGAAGAUGCUUGGACUAACAGGAAACCAGUUCUCUUCAUUUCCAGAAGAAAUCCUUCCUUUACAGACUUUAGAGAAAUUAUACAUUGGGCAAGAUCAGGGAGCCAAGUUCACCUAUCUGCCAGAAGACAUUAGUAAACUACAGAGUCUUAAGGAGCUGUACGUAGAGAACAAUCACCUAGAGCACCUGCCUGUAUCCUUAGGAUCAAUGCCUAAUCUGGAAAUUCUUGACUGUCGCCACAAUCUGCUUAAGCAACUUCCAGAGAGCAUUUGCCAAGCACGAGCUUUGAAAGAAUUACUGCUUGAGGACAACUUAAUUACCCAUCUUCCAGAGAAUUUGGAUUCUCUAGUGCAUCUAAAGGUCUUGACACUGAUGAACAACCCUAUGGAAGAGCCCAACAUAGAAGUGUGUGCUGAAGGAAAUGACGCCAUAUGGAUAUACCUUAAGGAAAAAAGAAAUAUGAAAACAAUGGCAACAAAGAUUCAGGCAUGGUGGCGUGGAAUAAUGGUACGGAGAGGACUGGGGAAAUGUGAAGAACUGCCAAAAUUAUCAAAAAAAGAAAAGAAUUCUCCUAAAGAUAAGAAAGGAAACAAGGAUGUAAAAAGAAAACCUGUUAAGGGAAAUAAAUAAAUCCAUAAAUUAAUGAAUUGACAUAAUGAACCCUGAUAAGAAGGUAAAAUAUCCAGGAAUUAGAUGCCUACCAUGCUAAAAUUACUCACAGAAUUAUGGUUAUGGAUAAAA